CGCACUUGGCAAGCUGAAGAGGUGAGAGGGAUCCUGCCAGCGGGCGCGGGGCUGUGAGUCUGGAGCCUACAGCCCAGGAGUGGGGUGGACAUACCGACUCUCCCUUGCUUUCCGGCCCCCGCUUCGCCUUGUAGCCAGCCGGACCUGCACCCCGCGCUUGUCCCCACUCACCCUCCCCCCGCCCAGCCCCGCGCGCUCCUCCCCGGCCAGCCCCUCGGCGCGCAGCGCACUGGAGGCGAACGCGGGCUGAGUCGAGCGCUGUGGCCACCGACCACCAAGCGCCCCGUGCCGCUCCCUGCAUGUGCGGCCCGAGGCGGCUCGCAGCCUCCGGCAGCAGCCUCGGCAGCUUCGGCCGCGCUUCGAGAGGCGGCUGCAGAGGCUCCAGAGGCGGCAGAGCAGCCGAGCCCGGGCUGGGAGACACGAUGCGCCGCGUCCUCCGGCUGCUGCUCGGCUGCUUUCUCACCGAGCUCUGCGCCCGCGUGUGCCGGGCGCAGGAGCGAGCGGGGCACGAGCAGCUGGCGCAGCUGGGCGGCGUGGUGGUGCUUACUGGGGGGAACCGCUCUGGGGCCGCCUCCGGGGAGGCCGGCGAAGGCGCAGGGGUCUCAGACGCGCCCCCGACCCGGGCGCCCACGCCAGACUUCUGCCGGGGAUACUUCGAUGUUAUGGGCCAGUGGGACCCGCCGUUCAACUGCAGCUCGGGCGACUUCAUCUUCUGCUGCGGGACUUGUGGCUUCCGGUUCUGCUGCACGUUUAAGAAGCGGCGUCUGAACCAGAGCACCUGCACCAACUACGACACUCCACUCUGGCUGAACACCGGCAAGCCCCCCGCGCGCAAGGAUGACCCCCUGCACGACCCCACCAAGGACAAGACCAACCUGAUCGUUUACAUCAUUUGCGGGGUGGUGGCCGUCAUGGUGCUCGUAGGCAUCUUCACCAAGCUGGGACUGGAGAAAGCGCACCGGCCCCAGAGGGAGCACAUGUCCAGGGCCCUUGCAGAUGUCAUGAGGCCACAGGGCCACUGCAACACUGACCACAUGGAGAGAGACCUGAACAUUGUGGUCCAUGUGCAGCAUUACGAGAACAUGGAUACCAGAACCCCCAUAAAUAAUCUUCACUCUACCCAGAUGAACAAUGCAGUGCCCACCUCCCCUUUGCUGCAGCAGAUGGGCCAUCCACAUUCAUACCCCAACCUGGGCCAGAUCUCCAACCCCUAUGAACAGCAACCUCCUGGCAAAGAGCUCAACAAGUAUGCCUCCUUGAAGGCUGUUGCGGACAAGGUAAAUGACGACUUCUACACGAAGCGCCGGCACCUGGCCGAGCUGGCCGCCAAGGGGAACCUACCUCUGCACCCUGUGAGAGUGGAGGAUGAACCGCGGGCCUUCAGCCCCGAGCACGGCCCCACCAAACAGAACGGACAAAAGUCUCGCACCAACAAGACCCCCCCACAUCCCCUGGCCUACAAUUCCACCACCAACUUCAAGGGCUGGGACCCCAACGAGCAGUCUCUCCGGCGGCAGGCUUAUGGCAACAAGGGCAAGCUUGGCACGGCUGAGUCAGGCUCCAGCGACCCCCUGGGAACUCGCCCCCAGCACUACCCGCCCCCACAGCCAUACUUCAUCACCAACAGCAAAACAGAAGUGACUGUGUGAGCUUUCGCUACACGGUGCAUCCUGGAGGGCGCAGUCCACCAAGAGGCAGAAAGUAGUCCGGCCCACACCCUCCCUGGUCUCCCCCCACACAGCCACCUACACACUCUCCACACCAAAUGACCAGAAACCUACUGAUGACAACGGAGUCCCGUUUUUCUUAGGUCAUACCUAACACCGGUUGGCGGGCAGCUGAGCAGGAAUGAAGCGUGGACAUCCAGCAAUACAGCAAGGGGGGAACUGAAGCACCUUCUUUCGACUUCAGGCCUAAGUUUGCCAACUCACAUGCCCAAAGCUGUGGGGCUAAUUUUUUCUUUUCCUCUUAACUUGAAACUGAAAUCCAUGAUGAAACAUAACAGUAGCACAAUUUAGAGAAAUUGUCCAUUUGAGCACAUACACCAUUUGCCAGGAGCUGUCUGUUUCUGGGGGAAUGAACCAGGGUGCAGUGGUGGGGUAGAAAAUGAGGGUGGACACUCGAGAUGGGUGUGCUUGGAAAGAGGAGUCAUUUGGGAGGAACCUGUGCACAUUAUAAGCAUUUUCUAAUCCCAAAAAGUGGUGACGUGGACACAUAAUUUUGAUGGGUGUGAGACAGUAACUGGACCCUAACCAUUUAUAGUCCUUUUCAUAUCAUUAAUGUUGGAAGCAAAAAACAACACAUACUCAGACUCACAAAGUGUAAAUGACCCUGAACCCACCGACAGCGAUGGGAAAGAAGGAUGACUUUAGGACUCCCAUUAAGACCAUGACCAUGGAAAUGGGAGGGAUGGGCUUUUAUGGCAGGCAUGGGGUCCAGAGAGUAUUAAAUAACAUUUUUUAGAAAAAAAGAAAAAGAAAAAUGAAAUAUAAGCCUACUAUAAAACAGACAAGAACAACAAAUUCAGUUUUUGUUCCAAAUCUUCAAGACUUAGGAAAUCAACAAUGACAUCAAGAACAAUGAAAAGAAAUAUCACAGCUGAAAAGUCGACAAGAGGCGAGAAGGGGACCCAGAGUGUCCGAUUUCUGGCGCAUCCCCCUUGCCUCUGAGACGAGACACAGACACUAACCAGUCCUCCACUGUCAAUCUCCGACUCCCUUCCCUUCAGCCCGUUGCCGCCGCCGCUGCCGAAUUUCAACUGCUUUGGACUGAAAAUGUCAUAAGCGUGGGUGGUGCCUUCAAUGUGUUACUGUUUAAUGACAGUCUUAUUUCCCAAGUGCAACCUGUGUUCUUUUAGCCUCCCUCCCUCCUGUUUUUCUGCAGUGAUAGAUGUUUUCAUCUUCCCGUUUUUGGUGAGCCCACCCCAUCACACCCUCUGAGAGGCUGCUGCAGUGUCAGGGGCACCUAAACACCGAGAUCUCCCUGCCUCCCAUGCUGUCAAAACUCCAUGAGUUCUACCAUUUUACACCUCCCCAAAACCGUCCAGCUUUUCUGCAUCCCGUUAUUCCCAGGGACCCUCUGGACCACCUCUCCAGAUACUCAAGUGCAUUCAUCUCCCAUCCAGAAUUCCCUCAGGUUGUUUUCAGGUUGGUUCUCAUGGCCAAUAGCCCUUGGGUGUCCCAACAAAGGCAAUUUUCAUGCUAGUUCGAUUUCUUUUGUGAAAGACCAAAGGGCGUUGUUGACAGAUAACAGAUUUGCAUUUAAGGUGAGAAAUUUUCAACUAGUCCGUAAAGGUCUUAGCUAGUUGGCAGGAAUGUUUGGAGAGCCCCCUAGCUGUUCUGGUGUCAGAGGCUGGGUGUGGUCCCCAAAAGACUCCGAGCAUCUCCUGGGAUGCUGAACUCCAGGUUGUGCCUCACUGAGCUCUCCCUCUGACAUCAUGGAAACAGGGAAACUGGAUGGGUCUUCUCCUAUCCACUCCUAGCUGAUCUGGGGAUGUGGACAAUUCUUUUAUUUCUCUGGGCUUUAGUCUCCUACCUAAAACAUGAGAAAUGGAGGCCUGGUCAAGGUUUUAAGCUUUUUGAAAUAGCAAAACUUCAGCCCACUUUAAAAACGAAAUUGCACACAGAAGCCACUAUAUAGGAACUCCUUUCAUAAUGGACAAGGCUCUGUGCUGGACAAAACGGGUGGGAGACUUAGUGGCCACUUUCUCAGCCCCUUUGCAGGACCCCAGGGCUUCCCAGAGUGGAGUAAACACCACUGGGCUUGGUUUCCUUGACUCAGUUAUCUGUGUACCUGCAACACACUUUUGGCAUCUCUGUAUCACCGGCCCAGUAUUUGUAACUAACUCGAUUCACUUUUAAUACAUCUGACUUUUAAAAGAAAAACUUCCUGCAAUCAUCACAAAUAGAAAACCAGUAUCAGUCACUCUAAAUAGAAAGUAAGCAUAAAAAUAAGUACAAAGGCAACAAAGCAGCAGUUGUCAAGUUCUAGCCAGAUGCUAUUGUCUGUGGAAGGGUCUGAACCUAGAGUCUGGUUUGCUCUCAUUCUCUCUCCCCCCCACCCUCCUUUUCUCCCCUCCUCCAUUUUCCUCAUCUCUCUUUUUCUUUAUUAAAACAAGAUUAGCAGAUAUUAAAGAACUGUUGAAGAUAUGCCAGCAUCUAAUGACAAUUUUUCUCCUUGAAGUAACCAGAUGGACUGACAAAAUUGCAAAGGAAAUCGUUUCCUAUGUGACUUAAUGUUAAUUAGUGCUAUGUCCAUAUACUACUGAAAACCAUUUUGCAUAUGCUAAUGGUAUACAGCCCAUGCUUUGGGAAACACUGGGCUGGCUUAUCUGGGAGGUCCCCUCCAGCUCAAAUGUUCUGUGGUUCUUGGCUCCCUCUUAGCUCAAUUUUGCUCCUUUCCCUCAGCUCACUUCAUCUCACUGAUAUCCCAACCCUGAUUAAGGUUUGGUGUCUAAAUCUACAGGAUUUUCUUUAUUCUCCAUGUUCCUUCUCUUCUGAGUCAACAUCAUGCAGUGACUUUGUUAGCUGGGGGUCUGCAGCCACAAUCUGGGCAGCAAAGUUGUGGCAUGGUCAAAAGGAUGUAGCAGUAAUGACAGUCUCAUGACCUUCCAAUUGGAUUUGGGAACCAAACCUAGGUGGGGGAGUGUAGCCAGGGACGUAUACUCUUUGGCCUCCUUGGGGAAGGGUGAACAGACCACAUGAUGCUGAAAGAGGAUCACAAAAGAUGACCUAGGGAACUGUGACUGCCAUGGAUCCACAAGGACCCAACAGCUAGAGAAGGGAGACAGAAGAGAAAGCAGAAUGAAGCAGAGAGACUGUUCCUUCUCCACCCCAUGCCCUGACACUAGCCUCUACUUGCCUUUACCUGUCCCAACUUCCAACCCCAUGGGACCAGUCUGACUUCCCUUGGCCCUCCCAGAGCAUCUCAGCCUCCAUCCGCCUUGGGCUCUGCCUGGCCUCCCCAUCUAACUCUCCCCAGUUUUUUGUGCAAAUGGAGCAUAUUUUAUGUGCGAAUAUUUUAGUAACCGUAUGUUCUGCAAGUAAACCUGUGUUAAUACUUGUCAACAACUGCAGAGUUUAUGAUACCAAUAACACUUCCUACAAUGAAGAAAAAACAUUUGUUUGUUUUCUAAGAAUGUUUAUUUGUAAACAUAUGUAUUCACUAUAUUAAUAUGAAUU
This is a messenger RNA of Artibeus jamaicensis (Jamaican fruit-eating bat), 5180 nucleotides long. RefSeq names its product shisa family member 9 (gene SHISA9). The transcript is spliced from 4 exons. Gene Ontology annotation, cellular component: postsynaptic membrane; dendritic spine membrane; AMPA glutamate receptor complex. Bases 300 to 1649 code for a protein of 449 amino acids. The record is from RefSeq and is a predicted model, not a curated record. Gene Ontology annotation, biological process: regulation of AMPA receptor activity; regulation of short-term neuronal synaptic plasticity. Lineage: Eukaryota; Metazoa; Chordata; Mammalia; Chiroptera; Phyllostomidae.